Archocentrus centrarchus (flier cichlid) is the source of this 3772-nucleotide messenger RNA. RefSeq names its product integrin, beta 8 (gene itgb8). Gene Ontology annotation, cellular component: focal adhesion; cell surface; integrin complex. Bases 484 to 2898 code for a protein of 804 amino acids. Gene Ontology annotation, molecular function: integrin binding. The record is from RefSeq and is a predicted model, not a curated record. NCBI's taxonomy places the organism in Eukaryota, Metazoa, Chordata, Actinopteri, Cichliformes, Cichlidae. Gene Ontology annotation, biological process: cell-cell adhesion; integrin-mediated signaling pathway; cell adhesion mediated by integrin. The transcript is spliced from 16 exons.
GGUGGUUCUCCGAUGAUGUUCACUCAGCUUGUUGGUUGCGCGCCGGCUGAGCGCUGAUUGGCUCUUGUGUGUAACUCCGGCGUGCUCUGUCCCGGGAUGAGACUUUGCCAUCAGCUGUGAGACGAAGCUGUGAGAAGCUCGCGCGGACACGUCGCACACCUGCGGCUGGAUGGAAGUCGAUGGAGGGACUUGCAGCCGCUGGCGUCCGAUUCCGCCGAUUGCUUCACCUCCUCUCGUGGCCCACGGGGGAGCGCGCUUGUAAGCUGAUUUGACCGGUCGACGUGAAUACCUCUUCGGGAUUAGAGGGUUAUUGGGUGAACCACAAUGUCCCGCGCCUCGGACCAGCACUCGCGGUUAUUGUUCAUGCGGCGGCGAACGCACGGUGUCCGGUCUCCCCCGGUUCAUCUCCAGUAGCCGUACAGCUCUGCUUCCCGUGUCUCCUCGCUGCUUGGCUCCGGUCUCCUACCCGGUGGAUAGGAUAAUAUGACUUCCUGGCUACGCACAUACGACUGCGCCCGUCUGUGCCUCCUGCUCUGCUGUUUGGUGGUCAUUUCCAGCGGAGAAUCCUUCAGUCCCGCAGGUGACAGUGUGUGCCGGUCUCCCGGCAUCACCUCUUGUACAGACUGUCUUCGACGUGGACCACGGUGUGCCUGGUGUUUCAAAGAGGAUUUUCUAGAUGGGGCGAGGCUAAGCCAGCGCUGUGACUUGCCAGAUAACCUGCUCAGGAGGGGCUGUGCACUGGAGUUCAUGGAGCAGUCAGAGGUCAAAGUGGAGGUCAAUGCCACCAUCAGCAGCACACAAGUUUCCCCAAGAGACAUCAGUAUCACCCUCAGACCAGGUUCAGCAGCCAGUUUUGUUGUGUCGGUGAAGCAGCUGGAGCGUUAUCCCGUGGAUCUGUACUACCUGGUGGAUGUAUCGGCUUCUAUGCAGGAAAACCUUGAUCAUCUAAAGACGGUGGGUGUAGCUCUGUCCCUUCGUAUGACGGAGCACUCUUCAGACCUUUGGCUGGGUUUCGGCUCAUUUGUGGACAAGCCUGUUUCUCCUUACAUCAACGUUCAUCCUUCUAAGAUCAGCAAUCCCUGCAGCGAUUUUGAGAUCCGCUGUCGUCCAGCCCAUGGCUUCCACCAUGUCCUCAGCAUGACGAGCAAUAUGAGCGAGUUCACACGGGUGAUCAAGCGCCAGCGCAUCUCUGGUAACAUGGACACACCUGAAGGAGGACUAGAUGCCAUGCUGCAAGCUGCUGUCUGCCAGAGGGCCAUUGGUUGGCGACCAGAGGCAAAGCGUCUUUUGCUCAUGAUGACCGACCAGCCUUCUCACCUCGCCCUGGAUAGCCGGCUGGCCGGGAUCGUCGUGCCACACGACGGCCUGUGUCACCUGGAGGACAACGUCUACAAAGGGAGCACCAGGAUGGACCAUCCCAGUUUGGGCCAAUUGUCUGAUAAGCUGCUUGAAAAUCAUAUCUUCUCCAUCUUUGCUGUGGAAAAGCAGCAGUACCAGUGGUAUGAGGAAUUGAUGCAACUGCUGCCUGGCUCCUACCUGGGAAAGUUAGGCCUCUUCCAGGCUCCGAAUCUCAUAGACCUGGUGGUGGAUGCAUACAAGAGGUUGUUAUCAGAGGUGGUGGUGUCUGUGUCAGUGGAGGACAAGGCAGUCAGCAGGUACUGGGUGUCUGUAACUCCUCUCUGUCCUGAUGGAUCCACUGCUAAAGAGCACAGCUGUAUGGGGGUGCAGCCUGACCAGACGGUCUACUUCAAUAUCACGAUUGGCCAGCACUCCUGUCCCGAUGAUGGUAAAGAUGAAGAUGUAACAGUCAUGGUCCGUCCUGUGGGUUACAAUGAAUCCACUGUCGUGAGGAUCCACUCUAAAUGUCAGUGCAGAUGUGGACCGGCGGGACAAUGCCAAGAUGCCAAGCAGUCGCCAUGCAGACAGACCCAAAAUGGCAACAAUCAGGAACAGAGGCCAAACUAUGGGAUGAUUAAGGACUCCGAUUCAAACAAGAAUUGCAGAGCAGAUGGGUCUGAUGUGGUCUGCAGUGGCCGGGGAGUGUGCGAAUGUGGGAAGUGUGUUUGCGAGCAGAGCAGGCUCGGGGCAGUGUACGGAAAAUACUGUGAAUUAGACGACUUCUCCUGCCCAUACGAAGGGGGGCUGUUGUGUGGAAGUCGGGGUGUGUGUGUGUUAGGCGAGUGUGCGUGUGACGAAGGAUGGACAGGAGAUAGCUGCGGCUGUCCUGUCUCCACAGCAACCUGCCAAUCACCGAAUGGCUUGCUUUGCAGUGGGAGAGGGAAGUGUGUGUGUGGUAAGUGCAUGUGCGAUGACCCCCAACACUCCGGAGACUUCUGCGAGCGUUGCCCUGCUUGCCAAAGCACCUGUCAAUCAUAUUGGAAGUGUGUGGGCUGCCAUCUUUCUCAUGGUCUGGCACAAAAAGAGGCAGGACAGUGCAACCACACUUGUGCACCACUGGUCGGCUACAUGGAUGAUGUAUCAGGUCAAGCAGGCGAGACGUGGAUUCACUGCAUGUACAUCAGUAAUGACAGCUGUCGUAGCAGCUACCAGUUUCAGACCAGCUCAGAGUCUGGUCAGGCUCAACUUCUUAUUAGCACAAGACCAGAAUGUAUCAGCAGCAACCGCCGGCUGGUGGGAACUUUCCUGAGCGUGUGCGCCCUGACGGUGCUGUGCGGGCUGGUGAUGGUUGCUGUGUCCCGGCUGCUGCUGCAGAAGAGGAGCUGGUCACCUGGGGACACUGCUGAAGAUGUAGGAUACCAUUGCACUGGAAAGGAUCUAUCUUAUAUUCCUACAACCAAUGAAAAGACAGUUACCUACAGGAGGGACCAUCCACCUGAUCGCCCUGUGGAAAUGCACAUUCAGGUUCCCAAGAUGCCCCUUGGUGACCCCUGGCAAUAAAAGGUCGAAACAAAGGCAGUAGACAUAUAGAAGGAGAACUGGACUCCAGGCUUCUAUUUUGCCUCAUAACCUUCAUAAAACGUCUACCAGCGGCACGUAGAGACUCCAGUGGAGUAAAAUGAAACUAUGAAACCUCUGUGGGAUUUUAUUUGUCAAAUGAACUGACCAAACUUUCAUCAAUUAUGUGACUAAUGUGGCCAGUAUCUGGGAAGUUGAGAUGAAAGCAAAGAGCACAAAUUCUCCACCAAUUCUUCUGUAGGAGCAGGGAGCCUACUUCCUUUACAGGGUGAAAAUUAAUCACUCCUCACCUUUUAGCCACGCUCUAACGUGUGCAUGUGUGUGUGUGUGUGUGUGUGUGUGUGUGUACGUGCGUGUGUGUGUGUUUGUGAGAGAGUGUUUGUGGUGCAGGUGCACUUAUGCUUUCUAUUUAUUUUACAGAGAAAACACUACAUAUUUAAUGAUCAUGGGACUGUGCUAGACUUCAAUAAUUCAACAGUACUGUCUCCCUGUCUUAGUCUGCCCCCAUGUGGUCAGCAUAAUGUAUGACAUUUUCCUUUCAAAUAAUACACAUUGCAGCUGUGUUUACCUUGGGUACAUUAGUGGCUAAGUAGAUUGUUUUUCUUUUACUGUGAACAUAUUUCAGUCACGUGUGCAGAAUCUUGUUAUCUAGUGUUCUUAAGUGAUUGUUUAUCACAUUUUCUUUCUGUUAAUAUCAGUUGCAUUGGAAAUUAGUGUUAUUUCAUGGUAUCAUGAGAGCUAUUUGUCUUUUGUUAAUAGUCUGAUUAGACUUGCACUAGAGCAAUUGAAUUUUACUACUGAUAGCUGGGGUCUCUGGAUCCUGAGAGCUGUAAUAUUGGGUCUGGUGUGUGUGCGU